AUGCGCCGGGAGCGCAUCCUGACGUCGACCCACGAAACUGCGUCCUUCUCGCUCCUCCCACCCGAGCUCGCCCUCGCCGUCCUCGCCCACUCGCUCCCCGACGAAGCUUCCCCCCAGUCGGCCCUCGCCCGCUUCGUGCGCGUCAACCGCGCCUGCCACGACCUCGCCACCCCGCUCCUGUACGCCAGCCCCUGCGCCACCUCGCUCGACAGCCUCGAGUCACUCGUCGCCGCCGUCACCGCCCGCGCCCCAGCCGGACAUGCUCACGACGUCAGGGCGCUCCGCGUCGCAGGCCGCGUCUUUGCCAGCAAGGGCUGGGGCGUCCGCGUCGGCAAGGCCCUCAAGGCCUGCGCGGGCGUCGAGCGUCUCGAACUCGUCGGCGUGGACGACUUGCGCGCAAAGCACCUCGUCGGCGAGGGAGCCCUCACGCACCUGAGCCUGCUCAACUCGUCGUUCGCGGCCCACUCGCUUCCCUCGCCGCCGACCCUCGUCCCCUUCCUGUCGUCCCUCACGCACCUCACGCUCGCCAACGUCGGCCUGCCGCACCCGUCGACCCACCUCACCGACAUGCUCUCGAUUUGCGCCCCGCACCUCGAGUUCCUCGCCCUGUCGAGCCUGCGCGACGUCGAGGAGCGCCAGUUCCGCCGCGCCAUGGCCGUCCUCGUGCGCCAAGCAGGACGGCUCAAGAGCGUCAAGCUCGGCUUCCUCCUCGACGAGCAGGUGCGCGCCAUGUGCGCCCCUCUACUCGUCGAGGACGACGCGGCUUCCUUCCCGACCCCGCCACCGAGCCCAACCUCGCCGCCCGCCGCCGCCGCCGACCCCGCCGCCCCGGCGCUCUCCCUCCUCCCCUCGGUCACCCACCUCUCCUUCACCCUCCCACUCCCGACCUCGGCCCUCCUCCUCGCGCUCCCGACCGCGCUCGAGAUCCUCACCGUCCGUCCGCCCUACUCGCGACCCUCGUCGAGCAACCCGACCCCAGGCGGCGCGCGCGGCACGCCCACCAUCUUUGGCACCUCGCGCGAGUCGCUCCUGCGCGUCCUCGACCGGCGCCCGGCCCCUGCCCCUCUGCCGGAUGGGCCGCACGCGGCGGCGCACACGGCGACGCCGACGCCGUUCGCGACGCCCGCGAGGGAGCGCUCGCAGCCCGGCCAGGCGCGCCGCCCGAGCUCUUUCACGCUCGAGCAGCUCGAGGAGGAGGAGCGCGUCGUCGUCGCGCUCGAGGACGCCCUCGAGGUGCGGCCGGGCGAGAACGGCAGGGGGCCCGUGAGCAUGGUCGCGCCGCGGUUGAGGGAGGUGAGGUGGGAGGGCCGGGCGCUCAGGAGCGCGAGGGCGAGGGUCGCAGAGGUGCUCGCGAGGAGGGACAGGGUGCGAGAGCGCGGGGCCGCCGGUGUGUGA
Messenger RNA from Rhodotorula graminis WP1, 1395 nucleotides. RefSeq lists its product as uncharacterized. Lineage: Eukaryota; Fungi; Basidiomycota; Microbotryomycetes; Sporidiobolales; Sporidiobolaceae. The coding region runs from base 1 to 1395 and encodes 464 amino acids. The record is from RefSeq and is a predicted model, not a curated record. The transcript has 3 exons.